Staurois parvus is the source of this 310-nucleotide messenger RNA. NCBI's taxonomy places the organism in Eukaryota, Metazoa, Chordata, Amphibia, Anura, Ranidae. The record is from the annotation of a GenBank genome assembly.
AUCAGCUGUGUCCAAUCACAGCUGAUCACAUGGGACAUGUACACUGAUCAUCAGGGCACUGAUGAUCAGUGUGGCCCCAGAAGUGCCACCUGUCAGUGCUAAUCAGUGCCAGUGCCGAUUAGUGCCACGUGCCAGUGCCCAUCAGUGCCACAUAUCAGUGUAUAUCAAUGCCAUAUAUCAGUGCCCAUCUGAGCUGCCUUUCAAUAUCACCCAUCAGUGCCAGUCAGUGCCACCUAUCAAUGCCAAUCAGUGCCACCUAUCAGUGCUGCCAAUCAGUGUCACCUAUCAGUGCCAGUCAGUGUCGCCUAUC